This is a messenger RNA of Kogia breviceps (pygmy sperm whale), 8170 nucleotides long. NCBI's taxonomy places the organism in Eukaryota, Metazoa, Chordata, Mammalia, Artiodactyla, Physeteridae. The record is from RefSeq and is a predicted model, not a curated record.
UUGGCCCAAGCGGAGUCCUCGGGACAGAGGCCAGCCCAGGCCUGGUGCAGGGAGGAGCUGGACAGGCGGGUGGGUACUCCACCUGUGGCCCUGGCUGGGGCUCAGACCCAGGACGCUGCGGGGCCGAGGAGGCUUUGGGAGCUGGAUGUGGGCUUGGGCCCGCUGUACGCCCCUCACGAGAUCCACUGCAUGACACACACGCCUCUAAGCAUAUGUGUGCUGCUCGGAGGCAUGUGUGUCAGCCUAGAGGAAGUGAGGCGUGGCUUCCCUGGCGUCCUGCUCAUCUCUGCUUGGGCCCGGGCAGGGGCGGCCAGCCUUGGCAGUCGUCUGGUGCCACGGCCUCUCCGCCUUCUUGUAUCUCCCUCUCUCUGUCACUGCCUGCUCCCACAGCCUUGGGGGGGCCUUGGAGGCUGCUCCGAUCUUGGGGCUCAGGUGGACUGGGCUUCUUGUCGUUGCUAUGAGGUGGAGGUGUCCAGCCAGCUGGAGUGGGUUUGGAGGGGUUUCCUGUCCCUUUGCUCCUCCUGAGAUGCUGCCGGGUCACACACGGGCUGCCCUGGCCUGCUUUGGGCCCUCCCGGAGGAGAUGUCCUUGCCGCUGCCACUCCCACUCGCCUCAGCCUCUGGGUCUGGAGCCUGGUUCCGAAGAGGGCCCUUCUGACCCUCCUCCUUCCCAGCGGCCUGCUCAGCCUUCUGUUGCCUCGUUCCAUGCAUCCCUCCCCUCACCGGUUUUUCAAAACUAAAUUUAGAAAAAUUGAGAUAAGGCUCACUGUACAAUUCAUCCCUUUACAUUUGUCUGUUUUUGAUCGACAGCUUCCACUUUUAAAAUCUCAGUAAAUUUCAGUUUGUCGAAUGGUUGGACCCACUCAGGUUUCUCCAGUUGGUCUGUGAUUCCUCCACAGCUGUCACCUGGUUACUAAGCCUUCAAGGCAGGACUCUGAGCAGCAGAUCCCCCGAUGGUACGUUGCAAAGCGCGGUUGGCCCGCGGCAGGAAAGGGGCACCCGGUGUGGAUAAUUGUAUAACAUCAGUAGGCUGUGGUCUGGGUGCCUCCGACGGAAAGGGAGGAGCUUCUGUGCAGUGCUAGAGGGUCUCCAGACCCCGAGAGGGGUGAGCCGGAGGCUCCCUGAAGGCCUCAGGGGACCAGUAAAUAGCAUUCAUCCAGCCGUCAUUUCCCCAGUCAUGCCACACUGUGGGCCCCACGUCAGGCCCUGGGAGAUGGCUGUAGGAGGUGGACACAAUGGUCUGUCUUGAUAGGGGCAGGGGCAGGGCCCUCACCCAUCCAUCCUUUCUGAUGGAGACUUCCGGGUAGAAACCACAGUUCCCUUUGGACUCAACACCUGCCCUUUCAGUAUCCAAAGCACCUCUGUGCUGAGGGCAAAUUCCCCAGCGUCUUCAGUGGGUAACGUGAGCAGGUGUCCUUGCUUUGGAGAUGACCUCUGCCCCCUGGCCCGGGUUAUCUUGCCCAGUGCAGCCUCGGCAUCCUCGAUCUGUCAGUUAAGAGCACAGGGAACCACUUUGUGGUCAUAAAGCGCCUCCCAGUGUAUCUGGCCCAUGCAAGCACUUACAAGUAGUGCUGUCCCUUUGUAGAGCCCCUGGGGCUGAUGUGCUGUUAUGAAUCUUAUCUGUGGCAGGCAGGCCCCAGUGUGGCCCCCAUGUAGCUCCGCCUCCUGCUCCCCACCCCCUGGAGAGCAGGCUGGCCUCGUGGCAGGUUCUGACCAACAGAACUCUGGGAAGGUGAUGGAGUCACUUCCGUGGUUAGGCUGCACAGCCUAUGAUUUCCAUCUUGCCAGCUGACUCCCUUGCUGGCUUUGAUGCAGUGAGCCGUCACGUUGGACAGGCCCAGGCGGCAAGGAACAGCCAGCAAGCAGCGAAGCCCACCGACCGCAUGACGGGUCCUAAUAGUGGGCCCCUCCCUAGUCGAGCCUUCGGAUAAAACCCAGCCUGGACUGACACCUGGAUUGCAGCCUCCUGAGGGACCCUGAGCACAGGACCCAGGUGCUUCUAUCUCGCGCACAUUCCAGAGAAAGAACCAGCCCCUGAGACUCACAGGAGGUCACCUGCAAGCCCGAAGAAUGUCCCGUCUGAUAGGAAAACUGAGGCACAAAGAUGCUCGAAGAGCUGCCCAAGGUGGGCAGGCAAGCCCACUGGAGAACUGGAAUCUGAACCCACGGCUGUCCGGUUCCACAGCUCGUGCCCUCUUGGUUCCUCUGUGUUGCUCGAAAUAAAAUUAGAGUGAGCAAGCGCCCAGCCUCCGAUGGCUUUUCCCCUCCCAGCUGCUGGAACCAGCUUGGCCGUGCAGCCCGCUCCUGGACUGGGCCCUGCCCUGAUCCCGUUUCCCGAGGCCGCCCAGCUACCCAGGCCCAUUACUCCAGUGGGGUAUGGCGGGUACCAGCCCCACCCCGGCCAGGACCUCAGUUACGGCGGCCAGCCCCAGGAGCCUGUGCCAGCGGCCACCACAGCUCUCUCCUACCAGGACAGUUACAGCUAUGGACCAUCGACAGCCGCUGCUGGCUACGAGAACAAACAGGACCCGCCACCUGCUGCUGGCCAGCCUCAGCUCCCAGCCAUGGCCACGGCCACGCUCUGCCCACCAGGGCCCCAAGGAGCCUACGGUGGCACAGGUUACAACCAAGUGCAGCCCCUGCCGCAGGUGCCCACCGCCGAGGCGGGGCAGCUGGCCAGCACUUUGCCCUCCACCGCCACCUACCCCCCGGUGAGCAGCACUCAGCCCGCGGCCUCCUUCCUCUCCACCCUGCCUUCCUCAUCCUCGUUCGGCCCAGCCUCCGCCCCGUACACUGGACCAAGCUACCCGAGCUAUGAUGCAUCUCCAUACUCAGUGGCCAGUCCUCACUAUCCCCCGCUGCUCCUCCCACAGAUGCGGCCGCCCCUGCUCCCAGAGCCCGUGGACUCGUCCCUGUGGGGCGGCGCGGGCAGCAGUCCCAGUGCCCGUCGCACCGACAGCUUCGCCAAAAAGCUACCAGUUACCACCAAGCUGCCAAAACCAAGGGGUGGCCCCAAGGAGCUCCCGCUUCACUAUUGUGACAUCUGCAAGAUCAGCUGUGCUGGUCCCCAGACCUACCGCGAGCACCUGGAAGGGCAGAAGCACAAAAAGAAAGAGGCGGCUCAGAAUGUGGGCAUCCAGCCCAACGGCAGCCCACGAGGGGUGCAGGCACAGCUGCGCUGCGACCUGUGUGCCGUGUCCUGCACUGGGGCGGAGGCCUAUGCUGCCCACAUCCGGGGGUCCAAGCACCAGAAGGUCUUCAAGCUGCACACCAAAUUGGGGAAGCCCAUUCCCAGCCUGGACCCGGCGCCAGCGAACUCGGCCCAGGCCACCAGCUCCAGCCAGCCGGCCGCCACCCCCCUCACUGCAGAGAGCCCCCCCGCGGCCCCUGCCAGCCCCAGCAUGUGUGCCCCAAGCACGCCAGCCCCAGCCAGGAGACCGGCUGCCUUGAAGGCCUCGCACGUGGGGCCUCCUGCGCUGCCGGCGGCAGACAGCAGACCCCCUCAGGGGAAACCAGCACACCCCAGAUCAGAGCGGCCCGGAGAACCGCCCACCCAAGGAGGCUCUGCGGAGGCUUCUGGAACGUGCUGUGACGCACAGCCUGUGGGCCCAGGCUACGUGGAGGAGGUGUGCAACGAGGAGGGCAGAGUGAUCCGGUUCCACUGCAAGCUGUGCGAGUGCAGCUUCAAUGACCCCAAUGCCCGGGACAUGCACGUGAGGGGGCGGCGGCACCGGCUGCAGUAUAAGAAAAAAGUGAACCCCGAUCUUCCGAUUGCGGACAAGCCCAGCACGAGAGUUCGGAAGCUCCUGGAGGAGAGGCUGAGGAAGCGGCGGCAGCUGAGCAAGCAGCGUCUGGGGGCGCUGCGGCGCCAGCACGCGGAGAUGAGCAGGCGCCACGGCUUGUGCAAGAGGCGGCUGGAAGAGGAGCCACAGGUGCAGGAGGUGCGCUCGGGACGCUCGCUGCCCAGCCAGCAUCCACCUCCCCUCAGGAGCAGGCCGGGGCUGUUCACAGCCAAGCCUCUGCCCAUGAGGCGGCCGGAGUCCAGCGACGACCGGCACGUCAUGUGCAAGCACGCCGCCAUCUACCCCACAGAGGAGGAGCUGCUGGCCGUCCAGAAGGCCGUCUCCCACGCGGAGCGCGCCCUCAAGCUGGUGUCCGACGCAAUGGCCGAGGAGGAUUCCGCGCACCCACGGCCAGGGGGCGGGGAGCGCAGCCGCCCAGGCGCCUCUGCUCGGAUCCUGAAAGGCGUGAUGCGGGUCGGCCUCCUGGCGAAGGGCCUCCUCCUGCGGGGAGACAGGGCCGUGCAGCUGAUCCUGCUCUGCUCCCAGAAGCCCGCCCGCGCCCUGCUGCGCAGAGUUACGGAGCAGCUGGCCCUCCAGCUCCCGAUGGUGACAGAGGACAAGUAUGAGGUCUCCUCCGACCCUGAAGCCAACAUCAUCAUCUCCUCCUGCGAGGAGCCCAGGAUACAGGUCACUGUGUCCAUCACCUCGCCCCUGAUGCGGGAGGAUCCCUCUGCAGACCGAGAAGGAACAGAGGUGCCUCCGCCUGACCCGGGAGAUAUCCUGAGCUCAGAGAAGUGCCUCCAGUCGCUGGCUGCCCUCCGCCACGCCAAGUGGUUCCAGGCGAGAGCCAGCGGCCUGCAGCCCUGUGUGAUCGUCAUCAGGGUCCUUCGGGACCUCUGUCAGCGCGUGCCCACCUGGGGGGCCCUGCCAGACUGGGCCAUGGAGCUGCUGGUGGAGAGGGCUCUGAGCAGCACGAAAGGGCCCCUGAGCCCCGGGGAUGCCGUGAGACGGGUCCUGGAGUGCAUGGCCUCUGGGACGCUCCUGACAGAUGGGCCGGGGCUCCAGGAUCCCUGCGAGAGAGACCAGAUGGACGCCCUCGGGUCCAUGACCCUCCAGGAGCGGGAGGACAUCACGGCCAGUGCCCAGCACGCCCUGCGCAUGUUGGCGUUCCGGCAGAUCCACAAGAUCCUGGGCAUCGACCCUCUGCCGCCCCCCAAAAGCAGGCCUGGGGCGCGCUUCCGGAAGAGGCCACGGGAGGCGAGCGAGGCCGAGGCCGAGGAGGGCGCCAGCCAGAGGAAGCGGGCUGGCGGGGCAGAGAGGGGCCCGUGUGAGCGGCCUCGCCUCCCCAACGGGUCCUGACGCCCCACUGAAUGGCUGCUUCACCCCUGACACUGGGCAGUCCUGUUUUCCUUUGCAGUAACGUUCCGUAGAUUUCUUUAAAGACACUUGUGCUUAAAUCAUUAGCAAAAUCUCUUCAUGUGGCGAUUUCGGCUGCGGGGGUUGGGACACAGCGCCCCAAGGCCUGCCUUCACCUGACGAGAAGGUGCAGCACAAUUUUAAACCCUGGCAUUUCUUGCUAGCUUUAAACUCACCCUGUGGCCUACUAAGGGUGUGGGUUUUUAAAUGGCUUCGUGAGGACACAGCAGCUGUGCGUGGAUUUGAAAUCUCACGGGCAAGCCCACUGGGGGUCCCACAUCAGGAAGCCUGGCCCCGGAAGGCAGGUCGGGAGGAUUUGGGGUGGUGGCCAAGCCUGAGAGUGUGCCAAGGCCAGGGUCCUCAGUCCCCAAGCCCAGUCUGCUCCAAACACGCUGCGCCCUCCAGCUCCCCAGCCUGGAGACGGCCCCGCGGCCAGAGGUCUGCAGGGCUUGAGCUGGGCUUGUCCCCCAGCCCGCCAUGGGAGGGCCACAGAGCCUAAGGGUGGUGAGGAUGCAGGCUGGGCACUCCCCUGACCCCCGGAACAUCUGUGACCCCCGUGGCACUGCACCCCGUGCCACUCCGUGCCUUCUGCACUACGAGGAACAGCUCUGUACGCCUCAUUCGGGGCUGGGUUUGCCUUGUCUUUCUCCCGUCCUCCUUGCAUAGGUGCAGCCAAUGUGGGUGCAGGGCCCACCCCUUGAAAGUGGAGUAUGGGGGCUCUGCCUGGUGCGGCGCACAGAAUCAGGAGCCUCCUGGCACUGGUGGACAUGAGGGCAGCCUUGCCCAGCCCCGGCCCCGAUCCAUCCAAACUUCCCUCUUUGCGACAACUUCUCUUGUCCGGCGGCCCUGCGGCACUGAAGGAGAUAAGUCCAUCUUUGGGCUGACACAAUCUUUUCUGGUCACUUGAUUGUUUCAAGCUCAUUUCUGUGUUUAAGGGACAGCCUGUGUGUGGCUUUACGUCUAAUGUCUUUGUAGAACUACCUGGAAGUUUGAGGGGUGGGGAAUAAACGAGAUAUACCUGUCUCUUGGUGUGGACCGUGCAGUCCUUCCUCGGGGUGCAGUGACCCUGCUGGGCUCCUGCAGCCUCUCAGGGCCCCAGGCAGGGGCCCUGACCAGCCAGAACUUCUCCCAGAGGCUCUGAGGCUGGGAGUGUGGAUGGGGAGGAGGUCCAAGGGGCUGGUGCUGCCCAGGUGUGGGCCUCUCAGGCCAUCUCCACACUGAGGUCCCCUGGGAAUGCAGAGGAGCCAGGCUCUGCAGACCCCACCCCCAAUCCUGGGGAUCCAGCCCAAGAAGCACUCAUCUCACACACAUCCCACAGCCACUCAAGGAACCCACCCUGGCCUGGUCCAGGAGAUACACGGUGGGACCAUCAGCGGGAGGGUCGGGGACCCGGAAGGCUUCCUGGAGGAGGGGGCAGCCAAGCUGAGUUGGGAGGGGUGGCUCUCCUCCUGUAGGCCCCCUACCAAGUGUUCCCCCGCAGUUUCCCCCAAUCCUCAUUGCAGACCUCAGUGGGGAGCAGGGGUCCAGACAGGGAGAGGGCAGGUUGGAGGGCAGAGAGGGGAGGAGGCAGGCGAGGUUGUAGUGGCCCGUAGCAGAAGUGGCACAUGCCCACGGGCACAGACCAGGGCUGGGAGAUGGCCAGGACCCCCUUCUCAGAGAUGGGCCAAGGGAGUGUCGGCCCCCCAUGCAGGCAAAGCUUAGCCUGGUUCUACCAGGCACAUUAUCUACCGGAAACAGGAAGCAGCCAGCUGGUGCCUGACCACUCCAACCUCCCCGGAAGGGCAGGCCACUCUCCUCUGCUUCUGGGCCCUUCCUGAGGGAGCAGCACCCCAACAGCACAAGUGAGGGCAGAGCAGCCCCUCGGCUACGGCCACAGACCGGGCACGGGGGACAUUCUCCACCUCACGCGGGGGAGCUUCACCCCCACACACCCUCUCCCUCUGCAUCUCUGUCGACAGCUCUGCUAUUCACCCAGCUGCCCAGGCUGACCACCACCACAACUGAGGCGUCCUUCUGGGUUCCUUUGUGCUCGGGGCCGAGCCAUCUGGAAGUCCUGUUGGUCCCACUUCUGUUGCUCUCCAUUCACAGCUUCUGGCACUCUGCAGCUUCAACCCUCCAGCAGCUGGGGCCUCAGGAUAAAACUCAGGAUUAUACUCAAGAUAAAACCCCAAAUCCCGACAAAGCCCCCACAAAGAACCCAACUGCCACCCUCUGCCUCAGUAACUCCACUUCAGACCUACUAGUCUCUGCUUGUCCUCAGUGAACCAGCCAAACUUCUUCCUGCCCCAGGGCCUUUGCACAUGCUUUUUCCACUGCCUGUUAAGCUCUCCCCCUGGCCUGUAUGGCCAGCUGCUCCUCUCCUCCUUUGGGUCUCAGAGAGGCCUCCCUGACCACCUCAACCUGUCACAUAACCCUAUUCAUUUCCUUUAUGCCACACGCCACUGAUUAAAAUCAUUUGUUAUCUGCCUUGCUCCCACACUGUGAACUGUCUGCGGGCAGCAAGUGUAUCUGCCUUACUCACUAUGGCACCCCAGGUCUAGAAUAGACCAAGUUCAGUAAAUAUGUUAAUGCUUGAAACCAUGCUCUGACCCUCAAGGAUGGGUGUCUGUGUUGGAGGAAUUCACCUCCUAGCAGAUAAGAAGACACGGUUUGUUUCGGUGUCAUCCCAGGAGAUUACUGUACCGAUCAGGAUGAGAGCCUUUGGCUAAGGUGGUAGCAAGAGGAUGAAGGGACGGGAGAACGGGUUGGCGUUCAGGGGUGGCCAUCACCGCUGCACUUUUGUGGGAAGCCCCUGUCCUGCUACCAUGAGUCUUCCUUACAUCCUGGCAGUAGCAGCUCCGGGAAAUCUCAUGACCCACCGCUCACCAUCCCAUCCCUGCCUCCUAGGGAAGAUGGAUGUGAUCUUCUCCAUCAGGUGGUGUAAAACCAAUCCAGUUGACAGAGAGUUAAAUCUCCGCUGCCCCCCCCGCCCCC